AUGCCUUACUUUCUGGAGUUUGCUUCCCUUGGCUUCAUCAUCACCUUAUCAGUGUGGGUCUCUAGCUCUCAGUUCUUUGGAGAGGCAAGUGAAUUAGGCCUUAGUGACCAUCAUCAAAAUGCUAUUGUCAGUUUCUUACGUUUUGCAAGAUACCAAAGAAACCAAAAGCUGCGAGUCAUUGAAUGCUGUUUUGAAGAUUUAAAAAGUUCCAGGUUGCUAGAAGUUACCUAUACAAAUGAUGAAGUUCGGGAACUUCUUGAUGACCUUUCUACCAUUGUUAAAGGAGAAGUGGAAACAGAAUUGAUAAAUUCUGCUCAUAUGAAUGUACUCUUGUUGAGGCAGCUCUGCUCCCAAGCUGAAAAGUGGCACCUUAGUCUGGAAGCGGAUGUUUCUGAACUGGAAAAUAGAGAACUUUUAGAAAAAAUUCGAAACUUUGAAGACCAGGAACUUACCAUUGGACCUUCCAACAAGAAAGAUCAAUUUUCUCCAAAAAAAUCAAAUAAGCUUGAGCCUUUAAGUGAGGUACAAGGCCCAGCAAAACUUCUUCAAACUGAAAUUGACCGUUUGAGAGGAGAAAAUGAGAAAUUGCAUUUGCGUAUCAAAAGUCUUGAAUCUAAGGCCUUUGGUAUACUAGAGGAAAAGUCUAAACUACAGGAAAACCUAUUGGAAACUCAAUCACAAUUGAAAGAAACAAGAAAAGAAAAGGUGGAUGAAGGUAACCAAGACUUGAAAGCCUUAGAAGAACAAGUGUCAAAAGUUAAAAUGGAAAUGCAACAAAGCUUAAAACAAAAAGACGAAAAUCAACAGGCUUUGGAGAAUGAUUUAUCCACAACAAAAUAUAGACUGCUAGAAGUUCAAGCACAAUUAGAGCUUGCUGAAAAGGAAUUAGAAAAGAAGUUUAGUCAGACAGCAGCUUAUGCAAAUAUGAAGAAAAUUUUAAGUUCUAAAAAUGAUCAAAUUAAAGAUCUGAGGAAAAAACUUUCCGAAUAUGAACCUGUAAAAGAAAACUAAAGCCUGAUUCUUACUCUGAAAUUUUACAUCUGUGCAGCACCACAAUUAGUUAAUGAACAUCUCAGAUGUAAUUUUCAACAUUUGUAUUGGUUUGAGUGUAAAUUAGCAUUUUGGAAACAUUUAAAGAAGGAGACUCACAAGAAAUGCCUUAUGCUCUUACACUGCAGUUUUUUAUUUUGUAGAAUCCCUUUUUUACAGUAGUUAGUAUAUAUUGCAUAAAUUAUUAAGCUAAUCAUUUCAUUUCAUAAUUCAAACUUUCAUUUAGAAAACUUGUUGAAUGAUUUCAGUUUUAGGUACCUGUCAUUUAUUUAUAUAUUUCAAAGUGUUUUAAAACUGCUGUGAUGCAACUAAUUCAAAGAUCGAGGUUUGGAAAAAUUAACACCACAAACUGCCUUUAACUAAAAACAAAUACAGAAUGAAUUGCUUAAUUUUUUAUAACAUUGAAACUUUGUGUAACAGUAUGAAAUGAAGAACAUUAGUUGUACAGUAAGUUCAAAAAAGUUGACCGAGAUGAUGAUUAAAACACAAAUGAUAAAUUGGGCAACAUCUGUUUUUCAGUUAACAGUUGUUUCUGUUUAGUUUUCAAAUCCCUGAUCUUUAUUGAUAUAUAUUAUUAUUUUAGAUGAAUAAUGUUUUAAAGUGUAGCACAAUUUGAUGAACACUAGCAAAGUUUGUAUAGUUAUAGAAAAGCACAUUAAAUGGUUAAUAUGCAAGGUA
This is a messenger RNA of Limulus polyphemus (Atlantic horseshoe crab), 1728 nucleotides long. Its product is annotated as leucine zipper transcription factor-like protein 1. Lineage: Eukaryota; Metazoa; Arthropoda; Merostomata; Xiphosura; Limulidae. The record is from RefSeq and is a predicted model, not a curated record. The coding region runs from base 1 to 1011 and encodes 336 amino acids. Gene Ontology annotation, cellular component: cytoplasm. Gene Ontology annotation, biological process: negative regulation of protein localization to cilium. The transcript has 10 exons.